AUGAGAUUGGAGCAUAGUUGUGAGAUUACUUAUUGGCACGCUUGGGAAGCUCGUGAGUUUGCUAUUGCAGCUGCUAGAGGUAUACCAGAUCGCAGUUAUGCUAAAAUCCCAGCAUAUUUGCAUAUGAUUAAAGAAGCUAAUCCUGGUACGCAUACUCACUAUGAAACUGAUGAGAAGGGAAGAUUCAUGUAUCUAUUUGUGUCAUUUGGGCAAUCAGUUAGAGGAUUCUACAAUGCAAUGCGAAGGGUGAUUGUUGUUGAUGGAAAUUUUCUGAAAAAUAAAUACAGAGGAGUUCUACUUGUUGCUACUACUGUAGAUGAUAGAAAUGCGUCUAUUUCUAAAGCGAUUGGGACUGUCUACCCUCAAUCAGCACAUGGAAUUUGCAUUCAUUACUUGUUGACCAAUGUGGUUGCAUUUUUCAAGACAAAAGGGUUGACUGCCUUGGUGGAAAAGGCUUCACGGGCAUAUAUGUACACUGAAUUUCAGGAACGUAUCACCGAAAUUUUUGAAAUGAGUCCUGAGCUUGGAAGAUAUCUACGGGAGGCUGAUGUUCGCAAAUGGGCUCGUUCUCUCUUCCCUGGUGAAAGGUAUGACAUUAGGACCACAAACCCUGCAGAGUCGAUAAAUUCAGUUCUGAGAAUACCUAGAGAAUAUCUGGUGGAGAAAAAGAUUGAUAGGAGAAUUGUGAAGGCAAAAGGCUUUCAAGUCUACAAAGUUGACGACUUCAAAUCGCUUGUGAAAGGAGACAUAUAUGAUUGUCAUAUUGAUUUGGAAAGAAGAACAUGCACAUGUGGGAAGUACAAUAUAGAAAAAAUUCCUUGCCGACACGCCAUUCCUGCCAUUUAUUCACGAGGCAUGGAAGUGCACAGAUUUACUGACGGCUUAUACACCACUGCAGCGUGGAGAACCGCCUAUGCGGAAUCCAUUAAUCCAAUAGCAGUUCCAGAAUGUGAAUGGAAUGUCCCUACUGAGGUUAAACUUGCUAAGGUUUGA
Messenger RNA from Brassica napus (rape), 993 nucleotides. RefSeq lists its product as uncharacterized. The record is from RefSeq and is a predicted model, not a curated record. The coding region runs from base 1 to 993 and encodes 330 amino acids. The transcript is spliced from 4 exons. Gene Ontology annotation, molecular function: zinc ion binding. Lineage: Eukaryota; Viridiplantae; Streptophyta; Magnoliopsida; Brassicales; Brassicaceae.